Molecule: messenger RNA, 2432 nt
Organism: Asterias rubens (European starfish)
Lineage: Eukaryota; Metazoa; Echinodermata; Asteroidea; Forcipulatida; Asteriidae
Product: armadillo repeat-containing protein 6-like
Exons: 6
Coding region: 83-1486 (467 amino acids)
Biological process (GO): hematopoietic progenitor cell differentiation
Molecular function (GO): protein binding
Source: RefSeq, a predicted model, not a curated record
GUUAAUGUUAAUUGUACCCAUGCAACAGAAACCUCGAAUUGAGUAAAGUUAGACACAAAAAGUAACAUAAAAUUGCUUUAAAAUGACCGCCAAGCGUAUAACACAGGAUACCUUUGAUGCUGUUGUGAAGGAGAACAUCGAGGAGUUUGAAAUGUCACCAGAGGAGGCGUUAAAUGAUGCAGUGGAACAGUUCAAAUCACAAGGUGUUGAUUUAAUCAACAUAAUUAAAGCAGUUCCAAAAGCGGACGGUGAAAAUGGUUCAUCUAGCAGACAUCCAGUCCUCCAAUCCUUAGAUGAGCUCAAUGAAGUCUUACAAGGAGUCAUUACAGAUGAGAAAACGAUUCAAGCAGCUCUUGGCAAAUUUUCAUCAGAAUGUAGCAUUGACAUUUCUCAUCGUAUUGCGGCAGGCGGCAACAAGGCUUUUCCAACGAUGAAGUAUUUGGUGCAGAAAUAUCGUAAGGAUGCGACGAUGCUGCCUAUUGUACUAGAUACCUUGUCUGCUUUAUUGAACGGCCAACCAGACUUGAUGGAUACAGAGGGAAUCGACAUGCUGUGUAACAUCCUUAAAGAAGAUGUGACAUCAGAAGUAAUCACCAAAUCGUGCGUCAGGACUGUCCGCCUCUCAUGCAUAAUGCAUGAGAUGAAUCGGAGAGGUUUUGUCAAAGCUGAUCUUAUUACAUUAUUAAUGGGAGUAAUUCAAGAUAACAAUCAGUCUAAGGAGGUGAUUAAGGAAGCUUGUGGAGCUCUGCGUGUCUUGACCAAUGAUGAUGAUGUUCGUGUUCCAUUUGGCAAAGCUCAUGAUCAUGCUAAGAUGAUAGUAGAAGCUGGAGCGUUAAAAACAAUUCUAGACACCCUGAAAAUCCACGUUGGAGACGCAUCUGUUGCUGGUGACCUGAGCUUAACUCUUGGGAGGUUAGCCGUACGUAAUGAAUUCUGUCAAGAAAUCGUUGAUCUUGGAGGAUUGAAGCUCGUCCUACAAGUAUUGAAUGAUCACAUCAAUAGUCGGGCUAUUGUGAAGCAAGUUAUGAGCAUGCUGAAGGCUAUAGCUGGGAAUGAUCAAGUCAAAGUUGCCAUCAUGAAUUCUGGAGGAGCUCUAAUUCUUAUACAAGCUGUGAGUCGACAUAUUAAACACGCAGGGGUUUGUGAGGCAGGAUUUGCUGCCUCGGCUGCUAUCACUCUAAGAAACCCAUUACAUUGUACGAUGGUAAUGGAAGCUGGAUGGGCACCAGUUAUUAUACAAGCAAUGCAGAUACAUCCUAAGGUACCAGCUAUGCAGAAACAAGCGUGUAUGGCUCUGCGUAAUCUAGUAGCCCGUUCUCGAGAGUAUUGCUCUGCGAUCGUAGCGCUAGGAGCAGAGGCUUUAAUCCAGGCAGCUAGAGCUAACAGUGACUGUGAAGAUGAAGCCAAAGCUGCUCUAAGAGAUCUUGGGUGUGCUGUAGAUCUUAAAGAGCUAUGGAAAGGAGAGAAGGCCCCUAUGAAUAAGUGAUGAGGUAGGAACUAGAUUACAGUACCUGGAACCAGACUAGACCUUAUCUUAUGUGUGCCAUUUUAAACACCAUUGAAAAUAUACCCUGAACUCCUCAGAAGUGUUGGGGGGGGUAAUUAUAAUGCUGUGACUAUCAAUAAGCCAUGUUUUAAGGGGUCAAAAGUCAUCGAUGAAGGGGUUGGACGUGUAUAACAUCAAAAGGAAAAUUAAGGCUGUGUCUUUAAUAAUGGCUUGGACAGUGGCAGUGUUCUCGCUUAAAAGUGGUCCGCUGGCCAGAUGGCAGAUAAGACACAUGAGGACCAGUCAGAAUUCUCUCCAAUUGAUCCUGUCUGCUGGCUAGUUCAGUGUUAAAAAAAAGCAUGCCUAUUCAAUAUGAAUUAUGAACAAGUGCAAAAGCUGACGGACCAGUAAAAUAAAGGCUAAAUGUUGGAUAUUUCUCUACUCUGACUAAAAAUAUACUGAGUUUGUCUUGAAUCCAUUCAUUCUCAGGAUGGAGACUUUUGUGAUGUAUUGCAAUUUAAUAUUCAUCAACAAAUGUAUAAGCCAACCAUAUUUUACUAAUGCAAAAGAUUGGGCCACUAUGUAUGAGGUUAAAUAGCAGGUCUUAGUCUUUUACUGAAGAGUCAAAUUGUUUGACAACAUGUCUGAUGUUGAUUUAGUACUGGGUAAACACAAACUCAUUUUGAUCAGUAGAAAAGGGUUACCAGCCAGAAAUAUGAUGUCAUUGGUAUUGUUGACUGGUUCCCUGCUGAUAUAUACGCAACGAUUAGUUUGUGAAACUGGUACACGUAUUUGUCCUGAAAGAGCUAGCUCUAUGAAGUUAAAAUUGAUGUUUGCUUGUGCUGCUCUAAUACAGGUCUCAAAAUAUGAGUGCAUUCGAUUAGCUUCCCUGGGUCGACCCUGGUCUGCCCCCGGGGUACGUUCGAAUAGCUUUGAUGUCAUUUCA